AUCACUCCUAUAGUUUUAAAUUUACACAUUCAUUUAAAUAUUAGUCAUGGUUAAGGAAUUGCAAUCGGUUUCCAGUGGCGGUGACCCUGGCCCGUCAACAGUCACUGAGAUUCCGGAUCCUAAUGCAGGAUGCAUCGUUAGGGUCCACAACAUACCAUCGCAGAUCGAUGAGGACUCCUUGAAGGAGGUUAUGGGCCAUUUUGGCAAGGUGAAGCGUUGUGAAGUUGUACCAGGAAUCGGCCAGCAUUCACCAUGCGAAGCAUACGUGAUGUUCAAGUUGCCUAGUCAGGCGCAGCAGGCAUUGAAAGCUGAUGAGAAGCUAGAGUGUGGAGGCUGUACUUUGAAAAUAUCACCAUGGAAUUCAGAGUGGCCUAGUGACACCGUGAUCAGCAAGAAGCGCAGCCUUGACAACGUCAACUCUGAUGCGUGUUGGUUUUGUUUAAGUAACGUAGCCUGUGAAAACCACAUGGUUGCAUUUGUAUCGGACGAGAGUUAUAUCGCAAUCGCAAAGGGGCCUCUCCACCCCCUGCACAGCUUGGUAACACCAAUUUAUCACUAUCCUAAUGCCGCAUGUGCUCCACCUAAUGUUUUAAAGGACAUUCAACGGAUGCUGGACUGUCUAUUUGAUUUGUGUCUUAAAAAUGGUAUGGGAGCUAUUGCCUUCGAGCGAUACAUGCCUAUGCACAACCCGAAUGCUAUGCAUACGCAGAUACAUGUUGUACCUGUAUCAUUAGAUCGUGCCAUGGAUGCAUUUGGAUUCGUUAAUGGCUCUGAGCAUUUUGCCGGUUCACGCGUGGAGGUAUUAUCGGAUGAAUUCCCAACAUCCAUAGAGUCCCUACAAGGACGCCUUGACAGUAUACAAAGGUCUUACUUUUACCUGCAGGUACUUGGGAAAACUCCUGGAGGCACCGGUUUUGUACACUCUCAUUGCCUCUGGACACUUGGACAUCGUGGUGGUGGACGGCGAAUUCCCAUUACGUUUGGUAGGGAAUUGGUACUUUAUUUAUUACCGGAUACUGCAUGGGAUUCAGUACCAUGCUCGAAGCUAGGAGGUCAUUCCAUUGCGUCAUCGUGGAAGCAAUAUGCUAUAGACUGGCGUAAUUGUGUAACCAAUAAAGAUUCCGAGACCACCCUUUCACAGAGUCUAUCAAAAUCGCUAAUAACAUUAGAUAUUAAAUAAUGCGAUGGAUAUGUGAAUGUUAGUAACUAGUGAUAUAGACCCAUAAUGCCUC
Messenger RNA from Babesia bovis T2Bo, 1232 nucleotides. RefSeq names its product CwfJ C-terminus 1-like family protein. Gene Ontology annotation, molecular function: RNA lariat debranching enzyme activator activity; RNA binding. The record is from RefSeq and is a predicted model, not a curated record. NCBI's taxonomy places the organism in Eukaryota, Apicomplexa, Aconoidasida, Piroplasmida, Babesiidae. The transcript has 3 exons. Gene Ontology annotation, cellular component: post-mRNA release spliceosomal complex. The coding region runs from base 47 to 1180 and encodes 377 amino acids. Gene Ontology annotation, biological process: mRNA splicing, via spliceosome.